UUCCAGACACAUAAAUUUAGAGGACUCGACUACCAAGUACAUAUAGAUACAGGUGUAGAUGGUUGACCCCUUCAGCUACUUUAAUAUUAGCUGUAAGGGCAAACUGGAGUAAGUACCGCCCUACAUUCAGCCUACUCGCAAGGUUGUUUACAUGCAACAUGUGAACCAAAAACAAUGUGAUGUCGGAUACGUACGUAGUAGUUAUGUACGUGGAAUACGUACGUGAAAGGUAUGGAGGGUAAAUUCCAACGAAUGAGAUUUAGGCGUACGGUUCCAAAGGAAUCCUGGCUCUGAGAACAGACAUAACAAUAUAAAACAAGUGAAAAGGGCUGCUCUCCCCCCCUUUCUACCUGUUUCUGCUCUGUUUUCUUUCCAUCCCUUUACUGUUCAGAACAGGCCCCGUAAUAAGAGUAGGACGAGAGGCAAGAGUCGACGAGUAAAACAUUGGAGGCAAAGUCAUUCGUUACUAAAACCGGCCUGUACAAUAAUUCAACCACCCUCUAAGCAUCUAUCAACUCCAACCAACCACCAACAUACACUGCCAAUCGUUUAGAGAGCCUUAGCCACGUUUACAAUAUGCGAUCCACGCUCGCUUUCGUUUCCGCUCUUCUAAGCGUUGCUAUUGCGGCCCCUCAAGGCAUCACCGACAAGCUAACUCCGACCGGCGCUGCACCAGCUGGUUGCACAGGUAGCUUCGACGGCAAGUUUGAGAUCAGCGUCGCAGAGGUCACUGAAAAGAGAAGCGUUUCUCAGCCGCAGAAGCGCGCCGAGUGCGGCAGCGAUGGAGUUCUUGUGUUGACGUUGAAGGAUGGUUCAACAUUUGACGCCAAAGACCGAACCGGUUACAUCGCGUCUAACUACCAGUUCCAAUUCGAUGCUCCUGCCCAAGCUGGUGCUCUCUACACCAGCGGGUUUUCUCUCUGCGAGAACAACAUUGUCGCAUUGGGAGAUUCCAAGACCUUCUAUCGAUGUCUGUCUGGUGACUUCUAUAACCUAUACGAUCGCGACUGGGCUCCUCAGUGCUCGCCUGUCUCGAUCAUCGCCGUCCCAUGCGGUUCAGAUGAGCCGGCCUCGCAGAUACCCGAUGGUCAAAUUGUCGGUACUAGCGUUGUUCAGACUACUAUCGUCACCGCUUUGCCAGACGGCCAACCGCAGGUUGUUACGACUUCAGUCCCUGUUCCUAUCUGUCAGAUCGGCGAUGGUCAAGUGCAACAGGUUACUACGCCUUGCGCCUCGGUAACACCCAGCCCAACCAGCACGUAUGUGCCUGUGAGCGAGCACACGGAUGGCCAGGUCCAAGUCACGCCACCAGGCAGCGCACCCGCUCCCCCAGCUACCCCGACGGCCACUGCUACACCCGGAUCACCCGCUCCACCAGCCCCAUCGGUUCCAGUCUCAUCGGCACCUGGGCCCUCGGCUCCUGCACCCAGCAGCACCGGUGGUGUACCGAGCUCCUAUACUAGCGCAAGUGCAACAGCCAGCGCCAGCGCCAGCUCCAGCGCUAGUGCUACUGUUUCAGCGAGCUCAUCCUCAGCAAUCCCCAGUGCUCCUAGUGAGACUUCGGCACCGCCCGAGAGCGGGUCAUCGCGUAUCUCGGUUGGAUCUGUCGGUGCGCUGGUCUUCACCGCAAUGGUUGCAUUUUUCUACCUGUAAAUAAUAAAACCGGUAUAGUCUUCGGAUAAGUUUAUCAGACAGAAUUAUAUAGCAAUAAGGGUUGGGAUUGCUUUGGCUUGGAAAGCUUGGAACUAAUGCAUGUGUAAUACCAUCGUGAGAUGGUUUAAUGUGAGAUACGAGGGAUAUGAGGAGAAAUAGUUAUAAUAAUGAUGAAAACAUAGGAGUUAGGACAUAACGUAGAAAAAUGCAGAAAAAAUAAAUCUGUAGCAUGUAGGCGUAAUAUCAUGGCUUGAACUUCUUUGUCUUGGUGUCUCUACCAGCUCUCUGCCGGAAAAGGGACUAUUUAUCUAGGUGGUCUAGGUGGUAUAAGAGAAAGAAGAUGAGCACCUAGUUACACAGGUAGGUGCCUCCUAAGGUAGAGGUUGAUUGGGUUUGUUGAGAAAGCUAAAUCAUUCUAUGUUAAGCCUCGCAAAAAGGCGUCAAAAUAAGUGCCGAUUUUAAGUCUUGGGUAAAUAAUAUCCUUCUUUUGUAAGCUUAUUUAUUAGCAACCACAAUAGUAGAAAGUUCCCAAAAAUUGGAUUAAGAAAAUAAGGUCAUUAAAUUUUGAUCCUCAAAAGAAAUGAGAAAUUUCUAUUGGGAAAUGGCG
This is a messenger RNA of Daldinia vernicosa, 2260 nucleotides long. RefSeq lists its product as uncharacterized. Gene Ontology annotation, molecular function: structural constituent of cell wall. The transcript is spliced from 2 exons. The record is from RefSeq and is a predicted model, not a curated record. Gene Ontology annotation, biological process: fungal-type cell wall organization. NCBI's taxonomy places the organism in Eukaryota, Fungi, Ascomycota, Sordariomycetes, Xylariales, Hypoxylaceae. Gene Ontology annotation, cellular component: fungal-type cell wall. The coding region runs from base 577 to 1653 and encodes 358 amino acids.